This is a messenger RNA of Cylindrotheca closterium, 1035 nucleotides long. NCBI's taxonomy places the organism in Eukaryota, Bacillariophyta, Bacillariophyceae, Bacillariales, Bacillariaceae. The record is from the annotation of a GenBank genome assembly.
AUGAACCUAAAAAAUCCCCAAACACUCCAAGCAACACUUUGUGCUGUCUUCCGUGAUGACGAUGGUUACGAUGCCUCUCAGACUAUCAACUCCUUGAAACAAGACUCUCCAGAGACCUACCGUCAACUGUUGGGCGAUGUUCUCAUCGCUUCUAAUGUCAGCUGGCGUCAGCAAACUUUGAACUUGAUUGAUGCGAUUUGGAAGGAAGAAGCAGAGACUCGCACUAACAUUCCAGUUCAAGAUGUGAUGAAGCACCCUUGCGCUGCUACUGUUGGGUCGACCAAGAUCUCUGUAUGGAAGGGUGAUAUCACCAAGCUUGAAGGAAAGAACCUGGCGAUUGUGAAUGCCGCCAACGAUCAAGGACUAGGUUGUUUUGUUCCUCAGUAUCGAUGCAUUGACAAUGUGAUUCAUCGAGAAGCCGGUCCAAGACUUCGCAUGGAAUGUCAGAAAGAAACGAAUCAUCGUAGAACAUCACUGUCGACUGGAACUCCUCCAAUUGUAACUGCUGGAUAUCACUUGCCAAGCGGUCAUGUGAUUCAUGCCACAGGUCCAAAAGUGCUAAAGAAUAAUGUCGAUGGACUGACCAGUAAGGAUCGAGAAGACUUGAAAAUAACCUACGAACUUGUCUUGGAAACAGGCUCCAAGACUGAUGGGAUUGGUAUUCGGCACUGGUUGGAGAAGCACCCAGAGUCUAGACUUGAUCAAGUCGUCUUCAAUGUGUUUACCAAUGCGGAUUGGGAUCUAUAUCCAAAACAUUUUCCAGUUUUUUCUACUUCAGCUGCAGAUAUCACCACUACACCAAGCCUUCGCGACAGAACCAUUGAUCUCGCAAAGCAAUGGAUCGAGGAUGCGGAUGCCGUAUUGAUUUGUUCUGGUGCUGGCAUGAGUGUCAAGGAAGGCGAAAUGGUCUACACAAAUCCCGAUGAUUUCACUAGAGCCUACCCUUGGUUCCUAAAUGGGGCUACAAGACCAGCUACGAAUGUAUGGGGCUAUCAAGAGAUCGAGACGUUCCUCCAACAGCCAAGUGGGCUCUGA